AUGAGGUUAAUUAAAUUACGGAAUCAUCUGGUGCCAAAUUUCACAAGUGCUGAAAAUAAGUAUUUGGUAAAUUUUCAUAUACAAACGUGUACAUCAAUAAUCAUACCAGCACCACCCUCUAUUUUCUUUCACUCUCUAUCCCUCUCUCUCUCUCUCUCUCUCUCUCUCUCACCAUUAGAUGUUCGUAAUUUUGAAUCUCUCUCUCUCUCUCUCUCUCUCUCUCUCUCUCUCAAUACAAUAUCUGUUACACCCCUUAACCGACCAUUAGACCACCAUUUCUACGCCCACACACUCUUAUUCUAUCUAUCUAUCUAUCUAUCUAUCUAUCUAUCUAUCUAUCUGGAGAGAGAGACAGAGAUGAACGUCGAUGAAAAUCAAAUUUACUAUCUAUCUAUCUAUCUAUCUAUCUAUCUAUCUAUCUAUCUAUCUAUCCCAGUUUGUUCAUGGGCUGGCAUCCCGCUCUCACACUUUCACUGUCGAAACUGCUAA
Acanthosepion pharaonis is the source of this 489-nucleotide messenger RNA. The record is from the annotation of a GenBank genome assembly. NCBI's taxonomy places the organism in Eukaryota, Metazoa, Mollusca, Cephalopoda, Sepiida, Sepiidae.